GCCUGCGCGGUGUUGGAGCGGCGGCGAUGAAGGUGGCGGUAGCGGGGUGCUGCCAUGGCGCCCUGGACAAGAUGUACGAGACGCUGGAACUGCUACAGCGGCGGCAUAAUGUGCGGCCCGACCUGCUGCUCUGCUGCGGAGACUUUCAGGCCGUGCGCAACGAGGCGGACCUACGCUGCAUGGCCGUGCCCGCUAAGUAUCGCCAUAUGGAGACCUUCUACCGGUACUACUCUGGUGAGAAGAAAGCCCCGGUCCUCACAGUGUUCAUCGGCGGGAACCACGAGGCGUCUAACCACCUGCAGGAGCUACCCUACGGGGGGUGGGUGGCUCCCAACAUCUACUACCUCGGUUAUGCGGGCGUGGUGCGGUUCCGCGGCGUGAGGAUCGGCGGCAUCUCGGGCAUCUUCAAGUCUCACGACUACCGAAAAGGCCACUUUGAGUGUCCACCGUACAACCAGCAAACAAUUAGAAGCGCUUACCAUGUGAGGAAUAUUGAAGUCUUCAAACUCAAGCAGUUAAAGCGUCCGAUCGAUAUAUUUAUGUCACAUGAUUGGCCAAGGAGCAUAUAUCACUAUGGAAACAAGAAACAGCUGCUGAAAAUGAAAUCCUUCUUUCGUCAAGAAGUGGAGAGCAACACAUUAGGAAGUCCUGCAGCUUCAGAGCUUCUGCACCAUCUGAAACCCGCCUACUGGUUCUCGGCACAUCUUCAUGUUAAAUUUGCGGCUUUUAUGCAACACCAGACAAACUCCAAAGAAGAGCUACCAAAAGCAACAAAGUUUUUGGCUCUGGAUAAAUGCUUGCCACACAGAGACUUCCUGCAGAUAGUAGACAUAGAGCAUGAUCCUAGUGCAGGUGACUCGCUGGAGUAUGAUGCUGAGUGGAUUGCAGUUCUCAAGGCCACCAACAGCCUUGUUAAUGUGACUCAAAGCUCCUGGAACAUGCCUGAGAAGAAUGGCCUCCAUGCAAGGUGGGAUUACAGUGUGACAGAAGAAGCCAUUAAAGAGGUGCUAGAAGAGCUGAAUCAUAAUCUCCAAAUUCCUUGUAACUUCACCCUAUCAGCUGCUUGUUAUGAUCCCAGCAAGCCCCAAAAAAACAUGCAACCAGUUCAUACCAUCAAUCCUCAGACUACAGAAUUUUGUGCCCAGUUUGGCCUCACUGACAUAAAUGCCAGGAUCCAGCAAGCUAAAGAAGAGGGCUCAGUACGAGGUGAAUAUGAAGAGGAUGAGGAAGAAGAGGAGAUGGACAGUACAGGGUCAGCAGAGGAACCCAGUGACUAUAAUACAGAUAAUUCUGGACUUUCAUCCAUUAAUCCAGAUGAAAUAUUGCUGGAUGAAGAAGGUGGUGAUGAAGACUUGAGUACAUGCUCUGUAGAUCCUUCCCCUGAUCAUCCUCCUGACUUUCCUGCAAGUUUUUCUGAUAUCCGGAUCAUGCCAGAUUCCAUGGUGGUGUCAUCUGAUGAUGCUAUGGAUUCCACUAAUGAGGAACUGGAGAGAUCUGGUGAGAGUAAGCAAGUAGAAGAGAAGAGCUUAAAUGAGAGACCAUUAAAGCGCGUGGGUGGUAAUGAAAAUGGAAACAGUGGCAUUAAAAUUAAGAGGAGGAAUCAAGCUAUAUAUGCUACAGAGGAUGAAGAUAAACCAGAGUAAUAUUUCAUGUGAUGUGUAUAUAUAAGUUCUCUCUGUAUCUUUUUAAGGGAAGGUGCUGAGAAUUGUGGUGGACUGCUCAUGCUUUUAAUGUUACUUGAUCUUACUCUUGUUACUUUCUUAAGCUGAAGAGCCUGUAUGUUCCUCUCACUGGGAGGAAGAUUUAUUUGGAUUGAGCAUCAAAAUCAGAAGCAGACUCUUCCAAGGAAGUACUUUGUCAGAGGAUUUAAAGUUCAUAUAUACUCAGUUAUUUUGCUUCAGUUCUUGCUUAUCAAAGCCUGUGCUGCUAGACAAGAUUCACCCUGCUUGUUUAACAAAAGAACUCUUAAACUGUCAUCCAAGUCAAAGUGAGAAGAUGUCUGACUCAAAAAGACCAAAUUAUUUGAUUUUAUUGCUUUUGUCUUGUUUUAUACUGAACUUUUAAUACAAAGUAGGAUAUGCAAUAACUGUGAACUAAACUUGAAAAUAGAAUUCCCAUGGAAACAAAACAGCAGUAGAAGAAUUGGUGUGUGUUGGUUUGUGUGUUGUUUGUUUUUUCUGAUGAUGUUUGUGCCAUACAAAAACUGCAUAGUCAUAGACAAAACAAUGUGUAUUGUCCAGUGCUGGCUUUUAAUUACAGCUUUCAUAGGGAACCAAGUCUCUUCAUCUGAAGCAUGACAGUUUUAUGAGGCCUGUUGAAGUGUGCAUCUCAUUUGUGCACUGUUCCCUAAAAUUUGAGAACCGUGUAGUAAAAUUUCAAGUGUAGGUAGGUAGGAUGAACAGCUUCAUAAAUGUGGACAUCAUUACUAGGCUGUUUUGUGUUUCCAUAUGAGGUGGUUGAUGCUUUAAAUUGCUUGAGACAACAAUGCCUACUAUUAUGAUUAGGCUAAGUUUUCACCUGUCACUUGAGUAGUGUGUAACUUGAUGAAUUCUUACAACUGGAUUUGGAAAUCUACAAGGUAGCUUCAGCUGUAAGUUCAGCUGAAGGAGAACAGGAAUUGCCAGAAUAUAGAUCAUCCUGGAAGUUUUCUUGGUUUGCUUAAGUUUGCCCUGAAAUAUUAGCACACAAAUUACACUCUGGCCCAAAAGCCUGUGGGGACAACCA
Dryobates pubescens (Downy woodpecker) is the source of this 2724-nucleotide messenger RNA. It is a transcript of the gene DBR1, whose product is annotated as debranching RNA lariats 1. The coding region runs from base 27 to 1643 and encodes 538 amino acids. Gene Ontology annotation, biological process: mRNA splicing, via spliceosome. Gene Ontology annotation, molecular function: RNA lariat debranching enzyme activity. The transcript is spliced from 8 exons. Lineage: Eukaryota; Metazoa; Chordata; Aves; Piciformes; Picidae. Gene Ontology annotation, cellular component: nucleus. The record is from RefSeq and is a predicted model, not a curated record.